AGAAUGGCGAUCGCGAUUGUCGCAAAUCGCAACUGAUGAGUGACCUCGGCGGUGUUUUGUUGCUGCUUCGACGAUUUACAACAAUUAUGCAUUUUCAGACAAUAUAAAAUCACGCCAUGAACUUCCCGCCGUUCGGGGGCCACUUCUCCACCGCCAUACCCACGAUCCACCAAUUCGCCGCCAAAUUCUCUCAGGAAACCGCCACCGGCACCCUCUGCCAAACUCAGGACAACAGCAAUAGAUACACCGCAAAUGGAGUACCCUCGUUCACCCAGCACCACCCCGCGACGCACCAGCAGAUGCUCAACAGCAUCAACACCAAGUACCAGGGCGGCUACACGAACCAGACCGUCUACGGCCAGCAGGGCAACAUCCGGCAGGAGAAACGGCAGAGCUACGAGCCCCAGGAGCUGGCCCAGGAGCUGUGCGCCGUCAUGCUGCAGCAAAGCCAGCAGCAGCAGCAGCAGGAGAAGCCUGGUAGCGAUAAGAACCAACAACAAAAUCACCAUCACCCCCAAAUUCACUCCACUCAACCCCAGAACAUCGCCCAAAGCCAAACGUUGAACACCUCCUCGACGAUGCCCGCAACGUGGCAAUCCCUGGCGACGCCGGGUUCUGCGGUGGCCGAUUACCUGUCUCACCUUCCCGCUUCUACGCUACCCUUAAGCCUCCAUCAUUUCUUAAAGUACUCGGCGGAAAACAUUAAGAAAGAAACCAACCAGCAGCUGAACAUACAGAAUUCCGCCGAACCCAACAUGAACCUUCUGCACAACAACUCCAUCAACAUAAACAGCUUGAAUACGAACGGACUGAACGGCAACGUUAUAAGCGGGAAUACGAACUUGGCGACGGGUUCGAUGAACAGUCUUAGCUCUUUGACGACGAUCAACGCCACGCAAAUACAGAACCCCACGCCUCCCAAGAAAAAGAAGAAGAAGAAACCCGAGAAGGAGAAAAAACCUAGACCUAAACCAGGUGAAAUUCGUCUGACCACGGCAUUAGACGGCUCGACGCUUUACUGCUGCCCGGAGUGCCACAUGGCGUACCCCGAGAAAGAACUGCUCGAACAACACCUGGUGGGCCACACCUUAGAACGUCGCUUCGUUUGCGACAUAUGCGGGGCCGGCCUAAAAAGGAAGGACCACCUGACCAGGCACAAACAGUCCCACAAUCCGGAGAGGCCCUACGUGUGUACCGUUUGUUUGAAGGCCUUCAAGCGCAAGGAACAGUUGACGUUGCACUUCGUCAUACACUCGGGGGAGAAGAGACAUGUCUGUACCGAGUGCGGCAAGGGGUUCUACAGGAAAGAUCACCUCAGGAAGCACACCAGGUCUCACAUCGCGCGGAGGGUGAAAGCGGAACUUUCCCAGCAAGGAAACCCAUCGCAAGCGCUUCAGAUUCAAGUGGCCGCUCCCACUUCCACUGGUACUGGCGCCACAUCAGGAAUCUUGUCUUAAUUAUUGUACGCCUUUUGGUUUUUCAUUUCGUUUAAGGGAAUUCUAGUACUCAUUGGUAGGGCGGAAAUCGGCAUGGUACUUUUUGGCUGUGAUAAUUUUUUACUUUCAAGUAUUCUAGGCUAGUCGCAGUAGAUCUGAUCUACUUUAAAAUUAACGUAAGAAGGAUAUGAAGUGUGAAAGAAAACAACAAUCUAUGGGUAAAAUUUGAAAUUUGUAUAUUUUCAUGUUUUUAAAAACAAAGUUUUGUA
Anoplophora glabripennis (Asian longhorned beetle) is the source of this 1705-nucleotide messenger RNA. RefSeq names its product zinc finger and SCAN domain-containing protein 31-like. Gene Ontology annotation, biological process: regulation of transcription by RNA polymerase II. The record is from RefSeq and is a predicted model, not a curated record. The coding region runs from base 117 to 1457 and encodes 446 amino acids. NCBI's taxonomy places the organism in Eukaryota, Metazoa, Arthropoda, Insecta, Coleoptera, Cerambycidae. Gene Ontology annotation, molecular function: RNA polymerase II cis-regulatory region sequence-specific DNA binding; DNA-binding transcription factor activity, RNA polymerase II-specific. Gene Ontology annotation, cellular component: nucleus. The transcript is spliced from 5 exons.